Molecule: messenger RNA, 2934 nt
Organism: Sorghum bicolor (sorghum)
Lineage: Eukaryota; Viridiplantae; Streptophyta; Magnoliopsida; Poales; Poaceae
Product: probable methyltransferase PMT26
Exons: 9
Coding region: 284-2659 (791 amino acids)
Cellular component (GO): endosome; cytoplasm; trans-Golgi network
Molecular function (GO): methyltransferase activity
Source: RefSeq, a predicted model, not a curated record
CUGCGCUGCCCGCCCGCCCGCCCGCCUUUAUAACGCGGCGAGGCCCAGUGCGGUGGCAGAGAACCCAAGGACGCGCAUCCGCCUUCCCCUUCCUCGCUCCUCUUCGAGAUCCGCGCGGAGGGCCACCGCGACCACUCCGGUCGGUUCCGGCGAGGUGCCGCGCGGCUGUAGCAGCACAAAGCAGACAAAGGUGCGAUUUUUUUGGGGGUUCUUGGUCCAGCAGUAGUUGGUGGAGAUAAAUCGCGUGAAGGUCGGUGCUCUGGUACAUGUUCGCCAGGCACUAAUGGCAUUUGGCCGAGGUGGGAAGAUGGACGGCCGCCGGCCGUCCUCGACGUCGUCGUCGUUCUGCACGACCACCACGGUCGUCGUCUUUGUGGCGCUCUGCCUGGUCGGCGCGUGGAUGAUGACCUCGUCCACUGUCUUCCCGCUGGAGAUCUCCUCGAAUAAGAAGCCGGUGGUGAAGCAGCAGCCUGCGCCUGUCAAUUUUGGGGCCUCACAGGACAAUGCUGGUGAAGGUUCUGAGAAAUUUGAGGACACCGACAACAAUGAUGCCACGAUGCCGGAGGAGCCGAAUAACAAGGAUGCCACGAUGGAAGAGAAGUUCACUGAGAAGCCAGAGGAGAAGCCUGAAGAGAAGGAGCCGGAAGUGCCGACAGAGAAAGCUGAGACCAAGGAUAUGUUUGAUGAUGCAAAUGGAAAAUCAGAAGGGCGGUCAGAUGACAUGAAGAACGAUGGUGACGGGGAGAAGAGUGGGGAGAAGAAAGAUGAUGAAAUCACAAAUGAGAGUGGUGAUGAAAAACCUGAUGGAGAGAGCAAGGAUGAUCAAGAAGAGAAGCCUGAAGGUGAUGCCACUCAGGAGGAGCAACCUCAGAUAGAAGAGAAGGUGGAAGAAAAUGGAGAGAAGGAUCAGAGCUCAAACUCCAACGAGGUAUUUCCUGAUGGGGCCCAAUCAGAGCUUCUGAAGGAGUCAAAUACCCAGAAUGGUUCAUUCCCCACACAGGCUGCAGAGUCCAAGAAUGAAAAGGAAGUCCAAGCGUCAUCAAAGUCUUCAGGUGAUGCGACUAGCUAUUCCUGGAAACUAUGUAAUAGCAGUGCCUCGACAGAUUACAUACCUUGCCUUGACAACGAGAAGGCUAUCAAGAAGCUUCGAACUACUAAACAUUAUGAACAUCGUGAGAGGCAUUGCCCUGAGGAGCCUCCUACCUGCCUUGUUCCACUCCCAGAAGGAUAUAAACGCCCAAUUGAGUGGCCAAGGAGCAGGGACAAGGUAUGGUACAGCAAUGUUCCUCACACUAGGCUCGCAGAGUACAAGGGACAUCAAAAUUGGGUUAAAGUAUCAGGUGACUACCUCCUGUUCCCUGGGGGUGGGACUCAGUUCAAGAAUGGUGCCCUCCACUAUAUUGAUACUAUUCAGCAGGCACUGCCUGAUAUUGCAUGGGGCAAACGAAGCCGCGUCAUUCUAGAUGUCGGUUGUGGAGUUGCCAGCUUUGGAGGCUACAUGUUUGAUAGAGAUGUGCUUACCAUGUCUUUUGCUCCGAAAGAUGAGCAUGAAGCUCAAGUACAAUUUGCAUUAGAAAGGGGAAUUCCAGCAAUAUCAGCUGUGAUGGGCACCAAGAGACUUCCAUACCCCAGCAGAGUCUUUGAUGUCAUUCAUUGCGCUCGCUGCAGGGUCCCUUGGCACAUUGAAGGUGGCAUGCUUUUGCUGGAAUUGAACCGCUUGUUACGCCCUGGUGGUUACUUUGUCUGGUCUGCCACUCCUGUUUACCAAAAGCUCCCAGAGGAUGUUGAGAUUUGGAAUGCGAUGUCCACUUUGACAAAGUCCAUGUGCUGGAAGAUGGUCAACAAGACUAAGGAUAAGUUAAAUCAAGUUGGUAUGGUCAUAUUUCAGAAACCAAUGGACAACAUUUGCUAUGAGAAAAGAUCCGAAAACAACCCACCAUUGUGCAAGGAAUCUGAUGAUGCAGAUGCAGCUUGGAAUGUACCUUUGGAAGCAUGCAUGCACAAACUGCCUGUUGGCUCGAAAGUUCGAGGGUCAAAAUGGCCAGAGUUUUGGCCACAAAGGCUUGAGAAGACUCCUUUCUGGAUUGAUGGUUCCAAGGUUGGGGUCUAUGGAAAGCCUGCAAAUGAAGAUUUCGAGGCAGAUAAUGCUCACUGGAAAAGGGUUGUAAGUAAAUCGUAUGUGAAUGGCAUGGGAAUUGACUGGUCCAAAGUGAGAAAUGUAAUGGACAUGAGAGCUGUGUAUGGAGGUUUUGCUGCAGCUCUGAGGGACCAAAAGGUCUGGGUCAUGAAUAUUGUGCCGAUUGAUUCACCAGACACACUGCCCAUCAUUUACGAGCGUGGUUUGUUUGGUAUGUACCAUGACUGGUGCGAGUCUUUGAGCACUUACCCAAGAACUUAUGACCUUCUGCACGCGGACCAUCUAUUCUCAAAGCUCACAAAGAGAUGCAAAUUGAUGGCAGUUUUUGCCGAGGUUGAUCGUGUACUGAGGCCCCAAGGCAAACUGAUUGUGAGGGACACUGCGGACACAAUAAACGAACUGGAAAGCAUGGCCAAGUCCCUGCAGUGGGAGGUGCGAAUGACCUACACCAAGGGCAACGAGGGCUUGCUUUGCGUCGAGAAGUCGAUGUGGCGGCCCAAGGAACUCGAUGCAAGCACGUGAAAUAUAUGUGUUGAAGAGAACUGUUACCAAGUAGGGUAAAAUUAGAGGAAUUUUUGUCACUAGAUAUGCAUAUGAUUCUUGUUGAUGCUGAAAGGACAAACUCUUUGGUGUAACUGUAGAAUAAUACACAUCUGUUUUCCCCCAUUUGUUGUUUCAUUCUCAACGCUGCUGUAAGAUAGUGUGCUGGAAAUCACUGGUACAUUCUGUUCAAUUGGGCAGCUUCUUCAGUUUGUCGGAUAGCAGUCGAACAAUCUUGUGCAUAAUUGCAUAUGCUA